This is a messenger RNA of Onychostoma macrolepis, 2235 nucleotides long. RefSeq names its product acetylcholinesterase collagenic tail peptide. The record is from RefSeq and is a predicted model, not a curated record. The coding region runs from base 188 to 1630 and encodes 480 amino acids. NCBI's taxonomy places the organism in Eukaryota, Metazoa, Chordata, Actinopteri, Cypriniformes, Cyprinidae. The transcript is spliced from 17 exons.
GCAUGAGGGGCUGGAGAGGGCGGAUCAGAUGUCAGAUCCCUGACUGUAAUAGCAGUCGCGCCUGGAGAUUCCCACAGACUCCGUCGGAAGCAUUCUUACGACUUAAUAACACAGCUACACUGACAGACGAGACCGAGACAGCAGAAAAUAGGGUGAGAGAGAGAGAGCUGCUGGUAUUUCAAACUAGAUGGGAGAGGGCUCGAGCGCAGGAGGGCGGGCACCGACUCAGACCUGUGUAUUUUUGACACACUCAUAUAGGAACAUGGCCAUGAGCAGGAUUGGGAUACAGCUGCAGUUUCUGCUGUACUCGGUGUCAGCCUACCUUUCACCGUACAAUCUGGAAAAUAUCCUCCCGCUUCCUACAGACCGGGAUACAAAUUAUAUCUUGAAAAGAUUUGAACCUUGUUGUCUGCUGACCCCGCCUCCCCCUCCUUUGUUCCCGCCCCCUCCUGGUAUCUGGAAAAGAGAGCCUACCUUGCCUAGUCGUGUGGAGGGGACGAGAGUAAGAGAGGAGGAUGGGGAGCAGGUGAAGGAACUCUGUGUGGCGGGACCAGCAGGACCUCCUGGACCUGUUGGACCACAGGGUCGCAGUGGCAUCCCAGGGAUGGAAGGACCCAAAGGCGAUAAGGGUGACAUCGGAAGACCAGGGUCAAAGGGUCGUACUGGGCGUCCGGGUCUGCCUGGGAAACCAGGUUCUGCAGGGCUGCCCGGCCCAGAGGGACCUAAGGGAGAGAAAGGAGACCCGGGGCUGAUGGGAAUGCCAGGAAUGAGGGGACCACCUGGACCUAAAGCCUUGCCAGGCCAUAAGGGUGAGAAGGGAGCACGGGGGGAUUCUGGACCUGCAGGUCCAAAAGGAGACAAGGGAGUGAAUGGACUGCCUGGGAUGCUGGGACAGAAGGGUGAAAUGGGACCCAAGGGUGAGCCUGGCGUCCCAGGGAAACGUGGCCCUACAGGACGACCAGGCAAGAGAGGCAAACAGGGGCCUGAUGGAGACAGAGGUUUUCCAGGGCCAGUGGGUCCCACUGGUCCACCUGGACCCAGGGGCCACCCAGGACCUCCUGGAGUACCUGCAUCAGGGCUGUUUGUAGUUGGAGAAAAAGGUGAGAAGGGAUUGCCCGGUCCUCCUGGAGUUUGCGACUGCAGCUUCCCUGCUCUCAGUCCACCCAGUGCCCUGUUACAACACCGUAACAAAUAUGACAAAGUUCCAGCGAUAUUCGUUGUGGGAAGCGAGGAAGAGCUAAAAGGUCUCCAGGAAGAUAAUGCACUCGCCUUCAGGAAGGAUCAGAGGUCUCUUUACUUCAGAGAUGUAAAUGGAUGGGAGCCCAUUCAGCUGAUGCUGCUCCAGGCAACCGAGAGGUUGAGGGAUGGGAAUGGAGUCUGUGGUGAUGGAGAGGUGCAGGAACUCAAUGGGGAAGAAUGUGAUGACGGAAACAAGGUUGUUACGGAUGACUGCGUAGGCUGUAAAAAGGCGUACUGCGGUGAUGGAUAUCGUAAUGAGGGUGUGGAGGAGUGUGACGGGAAAGACUUCGGCUACCAGACCUGCAAAUCAUAUCUGCCCGGCACCUUCGGGCAGCUCAGGUGCACCGACUCCUGUUUCAUCGACUCAACCGGCUGUAAAUACAGCACCUGAGGCCUACAAAAGUCACACUUUCACACUGACACACACACAAACACACAGAUAUAUGGGAGAGCCUGCUGAGAUCAAAAGUAUUUAGCAGAUGAUCUGAGAGGAUUUGGCUGUUUCUGUCUCCAUCACCUCCCUAGACACACACACGUUAUAAGGUUCAACUCAGCGGGUACGGUACUAUUUGCAGUACCGCUUGUUGAUGCUGCUAGUAUGUUUUGAAUGGCAGCUGAGCUGGUGGAUGAAUGUUUUAGGAGCUGUGUAAUGAAAAGACAUUAUGAUUUAAAUGAAUGUAUAAUAUGUUUAUAUGAAACUUAUUUAUUUGUUUGUUGGUAUUGCAAAUGCAUGAUUAGCUCUGUGCAUGUUUCUGUAUGUGUAUCAUGAUCUUGUUCCCAAGAGACUUAAGCAGUAUUUUGCUGGUAUGUGCCUUGUAAAGCAUGUAUUGUAUUUAUUUAUUUUUUAUUUAUUUAUUGAACUAAACUUUUAUGAAAAGAUACCUAAUAAUUCUCUGCUUGAUCAUUUUUCACAGAAGCAAGUAUGUCUUGUAAUGUUUAUUUAGGUUAAAUGAUGAUUUAUCCAGUCAGAGCAAUAAACUGCAAGCAUGUCCAGUG